GCCAUGUCAGGCCCGGAGAAGGAAAGGAGGUCAUGGCAAGACCUUUCAUGGAGAGCCGAGGAAGGGCAAUGGGUGUUCGUUCGUGCAGGAGAUUGGGAAGGAUUGAUGCGUUUGCUCUCGAGAGAAUGGAUCCCUUGUUGUGGAGCAGAGGGGAUUUGCGACUCAGUGGCGGGUGUCGUGGGGAGGGAACCCUAGAAGGUAAGGAGGGAGUGUGAGUGAGUCGAGUGGGGCCUUUUGGUUUGCUGCAGGAGUUGUCGUCAAUUCGAAUCGCGGAAGGGCAAGGAAGUGGCAGGCAGCUUGAGGGUUGGAAUUUGGACUUCGAGGAGGAGGAGGAGGAGAAGAAAGCAGUCGGAAUGGAGUGAUCGGUGACGGUCGAUCUGCUGUUGCAGUCGUGGAAUUUUCUUGAAGAAGGCCAAGGAGGUACUAAUUGGCAAUCGGUGUCAUGGAGCUCGAAAGUAGAGGAUCGGAUGAUGGGCCGGGUGGAGGGCUCGAAGCGCUGCCUGCCAAGGAAUCAAUUUCUCCGUUUCUUCGGAAUCUGCUUAACGAGUCUUUUAACACUGUAGACGAUCUGUCUGGAACGCCUUCCUUGGUUGCCCGUUUGCUGGCCGAGCUGGAUGAGGAGAAGGAAAAUUUCCGCAAGGCUCAGGCGCAGGUUCUGGUCACUACAUCCCGCGGCUUGUCACGUUUUGGUCUUCUGACCAACUCGUUGGAGAAAUUGACCUCCAAGAUUGAGAAUGUCAGGGCGUCCAGUGUUCCCCUUUCUUCAAUGCAAAGAGAAGGUAGUGGUAGCGGCGGAAAUGGUACGGCAGUUUCGGAGAAAAAACACGGGAUUUCAAACUGGGAGGAGAAGGAGAAGGUUGAAAUCGAGAGAAUAAUGAAUCCGGGAAGAGGUGAGACGGAGUCUGAGGGCACCGAACUGAACCGGCGAGGGAUGGUAGAAGAACUUGAGAAUUUAGCUAAUGAAGUGGCUAGAGUUGAGAAAGUCAGGAUUUACGCAGAAAGUGCAUUGAAGUUGGAGCAACUUGUCGGUGAUCUAGAAGCUGCUGUUGCAACCAUCUCCAGCUCUGUACGUUCAUCCACACAGAGUGGGGGAAUACUGCUGAAAGCAACGCGCGCAGUGAAAAUCAUGCAGACCACCGAAGCUGCAGUUGCUGAAAUUUCAAACGCUCACUGGAAUCGCCUCGUGUCAGCGGUAGACCUUAGAGUCGACCGAGUGGCCGCUAUCUUGCGACCUGUAGUCGUAGCAGAUCAUCGGCAUAUCUUGAAAUCGAUAGGGUGGCCACCCCCGCUGUCUGCCUCCUCUGUCGGUGGAAACAAGUUGGUGAAUCCCCUGUUGGAGAUGUCGGAAGUGCAGGAACGGACAUAUUUUGAAAGCUUCAUGGCGUUGACAAUUUUGCAAGCUGUGCAGCAAGCAAGGAGAGAGAGGCAACUCAAUCAGUACAAAAAUGUCAACGACGUGAUAUCCCCAGAUACACUCAGUGAACGAAAGAUGAAGAGUCGAGCGAACCGUGCUCCACUCUGGGCCAUGGAUGAACUGGUUUCUCCUGUGGCGGCCAAGGCCGAGCCACACUUUCUCCGAUGGACCACCAAACCAGAGUUGGCCUUCGCUCUAGCCUUCCGUCUGGCCCAGGAAUAUGUCGAUUCUGUGGACGAAAUUUUGCAGCCUUUAAUUGACAAGGCUAAUCUUGCAGGGUAUAGUGCCCGAGAAGAGUGGGUAUUCUCGCUCUCGAGCAUGAUGUCUCUCUAUCUCCAAAACCACAUUCUUCCUGGAUUAGCCAAUGAUUUGCAAGAUGAUGGUGGAGCUGGAUCCGUUGCUGCUGCCCUGUGGUUACACAUAGUAGAUGAAGCCUUGGCUUUCGACGGACGGAUGAAAUCUCUUGCUAUGCGAGUUCUCGGACUUUUCCAAGGAGGAUCUUUGGAGGAAGCUCAAGUAGAAGACUUGGACAACUUGUCCGGGCCUGUUGUCCUUUCUAUUUCAGCCAUAGCGGACCGACAAGAAUGGUUGGAGAUGUGGGCAACGCUGGAGCGCGAGGAUGUACUGGCAAAACUGAAAGUAGAGCUGCACAAUGACGGAGCAUGGGUCACGAAAACCAAGGCGGACGUUUUCUUGGGAUUGGUUCAGGACGGCCACGAAGGGGCAAAUGGAUUUUUGGGUGCCCCUAUUGAAAAUUUUCGGGCUCCUGCAGGAGCUUCAUUAGUCAUGGCUUCAAUGUCUGCUAUCACGGAUAGAUGCCGGAGCCUUCUGGAACCGUAUCAGCAGUACGUUUUUGUCAAGCUAGGGGCUAUCCCAAUAGCACAAGUCUACCUGCAAGAGAUGCUUGGGCCAAGAUGCCUAGAACUGCAAGCUGUCACAGCUCUUGCAGAUGAGGAAUCGAUGGUGAAAGUGGCCACCUGCCUAAAUGCCGCUCGUUUUUGUCAACAUUCGCUGCAGGAGUGGGGUGAGGACAUUUUCUUUGUAGAGUUACUUAACGCUCAUCAAGACGAGACUCAAGGUACGAUAGAAUUGACGGGGGGAUCAAUUUUUGACCAAGAGAUCGGGGAAUUUGAACAGUUUAGGAAAGAUUGGCUAAACAAGCUGGUGUCGUCAAUAUCGAGGGGAUUUGAAGCUCGGUGCAGAGAAUAUCUGUGGAAUAAGAAAAGGUGGAGCGACCCUGGCAACGGUACACAGAGUCUCGCUGUUCCCGUACAAGAUAGCGAUGUGGAGUCUAAGCCUAGGCCGAAAGAUCUGAUGGAUGAAACUUAUGUAAAUACUUUAAAAGAUUUCGACGUUUCUGCCACUAUGGUGGAUAGCCUCGCCGUGUUGCAGAGUCAACUAUCGACUUUAAAUGCAACGCUGGACUUCGUGAACUUCUUGGAGCUAUGGCGCAGCUUAGCCGCAGUUUUGGAUCAGCUCCUCGUCAAUUCGGUUGUCUUGAGUGGGGCUAAGUUCUCAGACUACGGAGGGUGGCAGUUUGCUGCGGACAUUCAAGGCUUGUUCCUGCUAUUUAAGCCAUACUGCGUUCGGCCUUCUGGGUUUUUCAAGACACUGCACGAUGCUGUCAUUCUUUUAACUCUAUCUUCCAAUGAUGCACAUACCCUUCUUCAGGCACUCCAACCAUCUCCUGUCAAGCCAAGAGAACAAACAGAUAUGGCUAAAGAUAAGUCUCUGAUUGACAUCUCGAGACGUUUUGGAGUUCGGAAGCUAGACCCUGUGACCAUCAGAAAGGUUUUGAGUUGCAGAAUGCUUUCAAAAACUUGAUGCACCCUGACGGCGUCUGGGCUGCUAUUCAUUCCGUCCUCCCUCCCACUGUGAAUUUGUAAAAAAUGUACCUGACACUUUUAUAUUCCCUUUUUCUUCUCUAAGUGUGUGAAGAAAUUGCUGAUGAGGCGAGAGUUGUCAAUAUCAUAUGCAUCUCCUCACUAUAACGAAUCUCAAGCACGAGGUUCCAGUUAGAAUUUCAGAAUAUAUAUACGCAUAUCUUACUUCUGGAAUUCAACAACUGAUAAGGGCUCCUCUGCUGAACCAUGAGAGGACUUCAGGUGCGAUGCCGUCUUUCAGCAUAUUUAGAGUCCAUUAUUUGCAGGUGGCAACCCUUUCUCUGAAAUGCUUGAGCGAAGAACCAGAAGAGCUUCUACGCUGCACUUUAAGUCGUUCAGAUUAUUCUAAUCUCUUAUGGAUCUUAGAUCGUGCGUCAUCGUCAUCAUGAUCAUACCACCUUAGAUUGUGUAAUUGCCACAUUGUCUUUCAUGGUCGCUCAUGAUAUCCUUCAGUCUUAUCAGUUCCUUCAGUUCCUGGCUUAUUUCUAGUUACUUCUCUUGUUGGCCUGGUGGGCUGACUCAUUUCUGGAACCUCCAUUAUGGCGUUUAUGUAGCGUAGGAGUAUUUUGACGGACCCCUGUUGUCUCCCCUAAGAGCAGAGUUGAACUCGUUCUUUGUCGGGAGCGUGCAGGCUCUGCUAUUACUACAUUAGGUAUGGUAAUUCUCCACUACAGGACACUUUCCGCUCGCAUCUGUGAAUCACUCCUCACAAGGACCAUCACUGUGGGAUGAUGGAAGAAGAAAUGUGGAAGCACUUCUGGUUUCAAGUUCAACUCCAGCUACACGAUUGCAACCUUUGUUCACCGGAGCUGAUUGUUGAAGACAAUUUAUCGAGAUCGGAAAAGGUCCCUGUGGAGACUUUCUGGAGACCAGGCCUCGGCGUUAUAUCCUGGAGAACUUUCGGUUGCUCUAACAUCACCCAUGAUACCCACUGUGACUGCUGCAGCAGCUUCACAAUCUUAUUCAAGCCAUUUCUCCAUAUUCAUUCUCGAGAGUUUUGCUCAAAGACAAACGGGGAGCCUCACAGAAGACUUUUUGGGAAGGUACGAGACAUAGGGUCAAUAUUUUCAGGUAAAGCAAACGAACCAACCUGUAGUGUAAUCGAUCGUCCGGGCACUGUCAAGUUGAUCCGGUUUCAGCAGAUAACGUGGAGGGACGGAAUUUCACAACUUAACGCAAGUUAAAAUAUAGAUCGAGCUUCAGCAAUAACCCGCAUUCACAUGGAAGCCAGGUGAAGUUGGUCGACUCUCGAGCAACACGAUGCUUGAUUCAAACCUCUGUAGCACUUCCUAUGAUUCUACCCACUGAUAAUAUGAUUUGCAUGUCUUUGAGACACAAACUUCAUGGUAGUAUUAUACUAUCUCUCAGGAAAAAGACAUCGAC
Messenger RNA from Marchantia polymorpha subsp. ruderalis, 4680 nucleotides. Lineage: Eukaryota; Viridiplantae; Streptophyta; Marchantiopsida; Marchantiales; Marchantiaceae. The record is from the annotation of a GenBank genome assembly.